AUGGCACCUUACGACGACACCACGGCGGCCACGCGCUUUGAUUCCUUCCAAAUAUACGAGACGCACUUCAAACAGAUCGGCGACCACAAGAUACGAGUCGGCAUCCUAGUACCAAAUAACCUCAAGCCUGGCAAGGUUCCUCUCGCUGUUAAAUUUCACGGCGGGGGCCUCGUUGUGGGCGAUGCGUUGUUUCCGGAUUGGAUUGCCGCAUUCUGGGUUCCCUUCAUGCACCGUAACAAUGCUAUCACAGUCCUUCCCAACUAUCGUCUUUCUCCAGAAGCCAGCGGAGCCGACAUCCUCGAUGACCUCGCAGACUUCUGGACGUGGUUCUAUGAUAAGGGCGUCGACACAUAUUUUGCGUCUCAGAAUAUCCAUCUCGACCUCGAUUAUAAACGUUUGCUUGUCUCUGGGGACUCGGCCGGCGGCUACAUGGCUCUGCAGUCCGGCCUUACCAGGCCAAAGGGUGAGAUCAAAGCUGUGCUCGCACAAUACCCUAUGACGAACCACGCUCGUCGCUCUCCGGCAGACACGAUGCUUGGGAUGCAGGUUCCGUCCACAGACUGGCUCGACAAGAAGCUCGCUACUUUGAUCAAGCCUGGCGCUAUCAUAUCCUCUGCCAAUCCCUUGACGACUGAUCGCUUUGCACUUUCUAUGGCUCUCAAUGGCCAUGGACGUUUCAACGAGUUCUUUGGCGAGGGUAAACGAUUGUGGCCUAUUACUGCGGUAGAAGAUGUGGAAUCUUUGCCGCCUACGACCAUUUUCCACGCUACGGGGGACAGUGCUGUGGAUUUCCAAGACAGUGUAGACUUUGUUGAGAAGGCGAGGAGUGCUAUUCCUGACCUACACAUUAGGCUUGCAUAUGCGAAGGAAGGUGAUCAUGGGUUUGAUACUGCAUUGAAAGAGAAAGAGGAGCCGUGGUUGAAGCAAGAGUUGGAGUGGGUCGAAAGUCAGUGGCUAGCAUAG
Molecule: messenger RNA, 963 nt
Organism: Didymosphaeria variabile
Lineage: Eukaryota; Fungi; Ascomycota; Dothideomycetes; Pleosporales; Didymosphaeriaceae
Exons: 2
Coding region: 1-963 (320 amino acids)
Molecular function (GO): hydrolase activity
Source: RefSeq, a predicted model, not a curated record